Messenger RNA from Polyodon spathula (Mississippi paddlefish), 1960 nucleotides. Its product is annotated as glycine-rich cell wall structural protein. NCBI's taxonomy places the organism in Eukaryota, Metazoa, Chordata, Actinopteri, Acipenseriformes, Polyodontidae. The record is from RefSeq and is a predicted model, not a curated record. Bases 32 to 1696 code for a protein of 554 amino acids. The transcript is spliced from 28 exons.
GAAGCCUCAUGGAAAUGGAGCUCUUGGUCGCAUGUUCAUGCCAUCAGCGAUUAAAGGUAAUGGUGGUAUCGGUCUGGGACAGGCAGGGUUGAAAGCUGGAGGAGCUGGCCUACCUCAAGGACUGCAGCCUGGGCAUGGAGUUGGAGCCAAGCCUGCCAAAGCAGGAGGUCGUUACCCUGGUUACGGAGGGCUACCUCAGCAAGGUUUGGGUCCCUAUGGUGCUGGGGCUGGUGGUAAACCAAUGAAAGCAGGCUAUGGUGGUGUUCAGCCUGGCUAUGGAGCUGGACCUGGUUUGGGACAGUUGGGAGUGGGCCUGGGUGUGCCAGGUGCAGGCAAGCAGAAAGCAGGAUACAGAGGAAAUGGAUACCCCUAUGCAGGACAACAGCUCAGAGGCUAUGGUGGAGCUGGGGGUAAGCCACAGAAGCAAGGUCCUGGGGUGAUGGCUGGAAAGGGACCCAAAGCAGGAUACGGUGCUGGAGCUGGAGGCUAUCCCAAUGGAGGUCUGCAGCCAGGCUAUGGCGCCGGAGCUGGGGUCCCCACUGGACUGGGAGCCAAGGCUGGAAAACAAGCCGGAUAUGGGAACGGUGGGGGUGCUUAUCCCGGGGCUGGAUUGGGAAAUGGCUACAGAGCUCCUUAUGGGAAUGGUCAAGCUGGGAUUCCUCAAGCUGGCAAAGCCAAACCUGCAGGCUAUGGUAACGGAGGGGGUGCUUACCCAGGUGCUGGGCUAGGUAAUGGAUACGGAAACGGUCAGGCUGGAGUUCCACAAGCAGCAGGCUAUGGUAAUGGCUAUGGAGGGGGAGUGCAGCCGGGAUACGGCAACGGGUACCCCAGUUUGUUGGCUGAUGGAGCUGGUCUUGGAGCGAAGGCAGGAAAGGGAGCAGGCGGUCUCUAUGGCAACGGUGGUCCCACGGGUAUUGGAGCAGAACAAGAUAAAUAUGGGGGAGCCGGUCCAGGCCCCUAUCCCUAUGGUGCUCAGCCCCUCCUCCCGGCCGGACUGGGAGCUGAUGGGAAGGGUGGGAAUUACGGAGAAGGUCAGCUUCCCUAUGGAGGACAGCCAGUGGUGCCGGCCGGACUGGGGCCUGACACCGGACUGGGAAAAUACGGCGGAGCUCAGCCUCCCUAUGACGCUCAACCCUUCCUCCCGGGCGGUUUGGGAGUGGAACCUUCUGCAGCCAAAUACGGGGGCGCCGGACAGCUUCCCUACAAUGGAGCCCCAGUUAUGCCAGUUGGACUGGAUGGUGAGGCAAUCGGCCCCUAUGGGGGAGUCCAGCCCUAUGAAGGGGGGGAGGAGAAAUCAUCAGAAAAAUACGGCUAUGGAGGCAUGGGCUACAUGAAUGGUGACACAGAACCAGCAGGUCCCAAAACCAGUGACCCCUCCCUCCCAGCAGACCUUGGCAGUGACGGCACCAGUAUUCCCAGUCCAGACUCCCAUUCCCAAUCCCAGCUGCAGCUGCAGGCGAAGUUAGAGGAGCAGGCAAAAUCGCUGUAUAACCACCCCCUGCUGAAUGCGCAAUUGAAUGCACAGCUGAAUGCACAAUACAAUCCCCAAUACAAGGGACAAAACAAAGGACCGAAAAAAACAUGCAAGAAAGGCUAUAAUGGGCAGCUGGGAGCCCCCCAGGUUCAAGGCCCCUACGGAGGCAAAGAAGGAAAAUAUGGACUAAACGGUUUCCUGGGCAACGGAUACAGAGGCUGAUUUCCACAACCAACUGGCGAUCCAAAUUUUUUAUUUUUUGUUUUGUUUUUCUACUGUGCGAGCAAUAACAUCUUUAUAUAUAUUGUGUUUUUUUAAUUGAUGUUUUUUUUUUUUAAUAAUGUGUUGUCUUUACUUUGUAUAUCUCUCAACCGUGCACAAGAGACAUUUCAAUCACUGCUGAAUUACAAUUCUUAUUUUUUUUAAUUACAAAAAGACGCCCCAAAAAACUCCCAGAAUCUAUCUUUACAAAGGGGGGGGGGGGGG